This is a messenger RNA of Eremothecium cymbalariae DBVPG#7215, 1857 nucleotides long. It is a transcript of the gene TAH18, whose product is annotated as NAPDH-dependent diflavin reductase. Gene Ontology annotation, cellular component: cytosol. The record is from RefSeq and is a predicted model, not a curated record. Gene Ontology annotation, molecular function: FMN binding; NADPH-hemoprotein reductase activity; flavin adenine dinucleotide binding. The transcript has a single exon. Lineage: Eukaryota; Fungi; Ascomycota; Saccharomycetes; Saccharomycetales; Saccharomycetaceae. Bases 1 to 1857 code for a protein of 618 amino acids.
AUGGUUCCAAUGAAGAUAGCAGUCCUGUAUGGUUCUGAGACAGGUAAUGCGUAUAAUUUUGCGGCGAUUCUUUCCAACAGAUUACAUCGGUUUCAUUUCCCCCAUGUUCUUACGUCAUUGGGCGACUAUAAUGCCAGAGAUAUACUAAAUUGUCGAUACCUGAUCAUUAUUUGUUCUACGACUGGACAAGGAGCGUUGCCUAGGAAUGCGCGAGAGUCAUCUCAAGGAGAUAUCUCUGGUACAUUAUGGACACAUUUAAAAAAGAAGAACCUGCCUAGUGAUUUCUUAAGCCACCUAAAUGUUGCCUUCUUGGGGCUUGGUGAUACCUCUUAUACAAGAUUUAAUUUUGCCAUACGUAAGUUACAUACAAGGAUUGUCAGCCAACUUGGUGGGGUUGAAAUUUUCCCUCGUUUAGAAGCUGAUGAAAUGGGCCUGGCAGGCAGUAACUCUGGCACUGGAAAUGGAGUGGAUGAUGUAUAUUUUGAAUUUGAAAGGAGGGUGUUAGGCUUCUUGACUGGAAAGUUUCCAACUAGGAUGGUCAAUGGCAAACAGGUUAAGCGUGAAGCGAUUGCUGAUGAUGUAUAUUUAAAGCCAAAAUAUUGGCUAGAAUUUACGGAGGAUCAAGCAGAUUAUAACGAGGAUAUAACCUUUAUCGAAGAUGAAAAUGUGAAAUAUGGAAGUGUUGUUAUGAAUAAAAUCAUUACUGCAGAGAACCACUUCCAGGACGUCCGUCAGUUUGUUUUUAAGACACAGAGUGGAGAAGAGUACUACCCUGGAGAUACAGCUUCAUUAUAUCCCUUUAACACAGAUGAAAACGUCCAAGCUUUUAUUGAUGCCCAGCCACACUGGAAGGAAAUCUCAGAUAAACCCUUAAAGUUAGUUGGGGAAAUAGAUACAAGGAGAUUUAAAGAUGGUGGGUUAGUAUCACCUAUAACUUUAAGAAACUUGCUGAAGUAUCACUGCGAUAUUAUGAGCAUCCCAAACAAGAGCUUUUUCAUGAAAAUUUGGACCUUUGCUAUAGAUGGUGAAAGGUUAUCCGAUGGUUCUAGCCAACUGUCGCAGCAGCGUGAAAAACUAAUGCAAUUUGGCUUAAGCGAAGAUAUGCAAGAUUUGUAUGAUUAUUGUAAUAGGCCAAGAAGGUCAAUUUUAGAGGUUAUACAAGAUUUUGAAUCUCUGAAACUACCCUGGAAAUUUCUACUUGAUUAUAUACCAGAAAUCAAGCCAAGAUUCUUUUCUAUAUCUGGUAAGCCCUGUGAUAAUAAUUUAGAAUUGACAAUUGCUGUUGUUAAGUAUAAAACAAUUUUGAGAAGGAUUAGAACGGGCUUAUGCACUAAUUAUAUUUCUGGUUUGGAAAAUGGUGAGAUAAUUCGUUAUAAAAUACAGCAUAAUUCGCUGUUUCCGAAGUCUUUGAAUGUGCCAAUCAUUAUGAUAUCACCAGGAGUGGGAUUGGCGCCAAUGAAGUGUCUUAUUCAUUCCAGCUUGUUUCAGGAUAUGCACCUGUUCUUUGGUAAUAGAUAUAAACACAAGGAUUUCCUUUAUGAAGAUCAAUUAAUGAAGUGGCAUCAAACAGGAAGAAUAAAAUUAUUCUGUUGUUUUUCUCGUGACCCUGACAAUUCAAGUGGAUUGAAGUACGUUCAGGAUGUUAUUUGGAAAUAUGGUAAGGAGGUUGCGGAACUCAUUGUUGCCCAAAACGCAAUUGUUUAUAUAUGUGGAUCUUCGGGUAAAAUGCCAGUGCAAGUUAGAUUGACCAUUGUGGAGUUAUUAAAAAAAUGGGGUGGUUUCUCUAAUGAUAAGGAGGCUGAAAUAUAUAUAAAAGACAUGGAAAACAGUGAUAGAUACUUACAGGAAACGUGGUAG